This is a messenger RNA of Tripterygium wilfordii, 2604 nucleotides long. Its product is annotated as probable LRR receptor-like serine/threonine-protein kinase At4g29180. Gene Ontology annotation, biological process: protein phosphorylation. The transcript has 17 exons. NCBI's taxonomy places the organism in Eukaryota, Viridiplantae, Streptophyta, Magnoliopsida, Celastrales, Celastraceae. Bases 1 to 2604 code for a protein of 867 amino acids. Gene Ontology annotation, molecular function: ATP binding; protein tyrosine kinase activity. The record is from RefSeq and is a predicted model, not a curated record.
AUGAAGGGAACAAUUGUGACGUUGGAGGAGUUAAGCUACAAUGCUAAGAAGGAGAUAGUUGACAAAGUUGAUAAGUUAAAGAGGAAUAAGGUGGAGAUCAACUCUCUGAAAGGACAAAUGGAGUAUGCCUUUUCAGAAAGUCGAAAAUUCCAGAAGUUGUAUGAGGCAGACGAAGAUUUCAUUCAGCAAAAAGAGGCUGAGAAGCAACAAGGCACAGAGGACAAAAUCAAGUUAAUUAUGAGUCGAGCAUUGCAAUUAUCAGAAUGGGCUCACAGCUAUGAAAAACGGGUACAAGAUCUGAAAGUAAAUCGGGCAUUUAAGGCGCCGGAAUUGGCUGGGGACAUGCCCGGUCUUGAUACAGAUUUCAUUAGCAUUGAUUGUGGGUCGAGCCAAGAUUAUUUUGAUGAAGCGAGUGGUAUAUUCUACAAGUCGGAUUUGGCGUUCACAAGCUCUGGUGAGAAUGGAGAAAUACAAGGCGAAUACACCCCUCAAGACCCGCUAUACGGGCAGCAGCUAAUCAACCUGAGGAGCUUUCCACAAGGAACGAAGAACUGCUACACUUUGAAGCCAAUUCAAGGCAAGAACAAUAGCUAUCUCAUCAGAGCUGUCUUCUUGUAUGGAAAUUAUGAUGGACAGAAUGGAAAUCCCAAAUUUGAUCUACAUCUGGGUGUUAAUUUCUGGGAGACUGUUCUGAUUGGCGAUAUGUCUACUUAUGUUAUAUAUGAAAUUAUACAUGUAGCACCAAGGGAUGUGAUACAUGUGUGUCUUGUAAACACUGGGUCAGGAACACCUUUCAUAUCUGCUUUGGAAUUACGUCUUCUCGACAAGUCCAUGUACAGGAUUGAAUAUGCUGGAGCACUAGCCGUGGCAGCCCGAUUCGAUAUUGGCACCCAAGGAAGGACUAUUGUCAGGCACAAGGAUGACCCUUAUGAUCGCCUCUGGUCGCCUGACAACUUUUCUCCUGGGAUUCCAAUUAAUACCACAUCAAAUAUUACAGCAUCCAGCAGCGGUACUGUUUACAAAUUACCGGCACAAGUGUUGAGAACAGCAGUCAUGCCCCAAAAAAACAAGACAGACUUGAGUUAUUAUUUGACCCUCAAUCCCCAGAGGGAAUAUUACUUCUGCUUUCACUUCAUGGAAUUUGAGGAAGUCGCUGAAGCUCAGUCAAGACGAAUCACUAUCACGUUGAACAACAUCAACUAUGUUUCUAACCCCAUCACUCUAGAUUACUUGCAGCCGCAGUCUUUAUGUCCCCAAGCUGCUCCUCUUAGAGGAAAUGCUAACUUCACAAUUUCUAAGACAACGGACUCUGGUCUUCCACCCAUCCUCAAUGCCUUUGAGAUUUACCAUGGACGUCCACUCCAGCAAUCACCAACAAAUCAAGAUGAUCUUGAUGCAAUCAUAGCCGUCAAACAAACAUACAAGAUAACCAGAGAUGACUGGCAAGGAGACCCCUAUGUCCCACGCAAUUUUUUAUGGAAUGGUUUGAACUGUAGUGACGGCAUUAGUCCAAGGAUUAUCUCAUUGAACUUGAACUCAAGCAAACUAAAUGGGAACAUAACUUCUUCAUUUGCCAACCUGAGAGCAUUGUAUUCCUUGGAUUUGUCCUACAAUAAUUUUACUGGGUCAAUACCAGAAGUUUUAGCAUCGCUGCCAAAUUUGCAAAUCCUCUUAGACCUCUUCUCAGAAGGAACAAAUAGAACAUUGCUUAAUAGCUUCAUACCUCCCGGAGUGAAAACUCUAACAGAUCCUUUCCCUUCUGUCAUAACAGCUUCUCCAUUUCCAAGGACUCAAAACUGCUUUCAUCUUCAGGUUCCUGGUAGCAAGAAACCACUAUGCUCCACAGCCCUUCUGACAUCAGAUGAGUUCGCCAUGACUGAAAUCUUCAAUCCAAGGAACACAGCCUGCUCCGAUACCACUGUAGAUUGCAAUACACUACCAAAUAAUAUCAGAAGAACAACUGAUACUCAAUUCAAGGCGUCACAAGCAGGGUUUUCAUUAGAGAACUCCAAAAGUCUGCCAGAAAGUCUGGACCUAGGCCAGACAGAUUCAAAUAAAGGAAAGAGCAACUUUAUUAUUCCAGUUAUCACAUCUAUAGUUGCACUCCUGCUCUUGAUUUCUAUUGUAAUAUUUUGGAGGAUUAAAAGGAAACAAGGACAAGUUACCAGAUCAAAGCAAGAAGAUGCAAUAAAACCAAAGACUCGGCAGUAUACUUACUCUGAGGUUGUUCGUAUUACCGAUAACUUUAGCACAGUCAUUGGUGAAGGAGGUUAUGGAAAAGUCUACCUUGGCACUAUGAGAGAUGCCAGUCAAGUUGCUGUUAAGAUGCUAUCUUCGUCAUCUUACCAAGGGUAUAAAGAAUUUCAAGCAGAGGUGCAACACUUGAUGCUUGUUUAUCACCGAAACUUAGUUUCUCUUGUUGGGUAUAGCGAUGACCGGGGUAACAAGGCAUUGAUUUAUGAAUACAUGUCCAAUGGAAACUUGCGACAGCAUUUGUCAGUAAAUAAUGGAGAUGUUCUGAGUUGGAAUAUGAGGCUUGAAAUUGCCAUUGAUGCAGCAAAUGGGCUGGAAUACCUUCAUAACGGGUGCAAACCUCCUGAUUAA